UCCAUUCCAGUCAUUGGACAAUGCCGGAAUUUCCCAUAAAACAUAAACCAAUAAAUUUUGAAAAGAAGGUGCCACGAAACCAACGCUUAAUGUUCGUUGUUUAUAAUAUAUAUGUUUGAUAGUUUAAAAUAUAUUCCAAUCCGUCAAGUGAUAGAGACUCACUUUGUCCAAUCCAAUCAAUCUAAAUUUUUUUAUUCAGAUGGCUAGCAGCAGCAACUCAUCCAUAGCUAUGGUGACAUCUAGAAGGAGAAAUCAUUACGACGUGUUUAUCACCUUUAGAGGCGAUGACACUCGCAACAAUUUCACUGGUUAUCUAUUAGAUGCUCUUAAAACAAACGGUAUUUAUGCAUUUAGGGAUGACACCAAUCUUCAAAAAGGUGAAUCCAUAGGACCUGAGCUCCUUCGAGCAAUCGAAGGAUCCCAGGUUUUCGUUGCAGUAUUCUCAAGAAACUAUGCUUCCUCAACAUGGUGCUUGCAGGAAUUAGAAAAGAUAUGUGAAUGUGUUCAUGUAUCAAGAAAACACAUUCUUCCAGUUUUCUAUGAUGUUGAUCCUUCUGAGGUGCGAAAGCAAAGUGGGAUUUAUGGUGAAGCCUUUACCAUACAUGAACAAACAUUCCAACAAGACUCUCAGAUGGUGUCAAGAUGGAGGGAAGCCCUAAAACAAGUGGGGAGUAUCGCUGGUUGGGAUCUAUGUGAUAAGCCACAAUCUGCAGAGAUUAGAAUGAUUGUUCAGACGAUAAUGAAUAUAUUGGAGUGCAAAUCUUCAUGGGUUUCAAAAGAUUUAGUUGCGAUUAAUUCUCCUAUAGAAGCCUUACAAAGUCAUUUGCAUUUGGAUUCGGUUGAUGGAGUUCGUGCAAUAGGAAUUUGUGGAAUGGGAGGAAUAGGGAAAACAACCCUUUCUAUGGCUUUAUAUGAUCAAAUAUCCCAUCGAUUUAGUGGAUCUUGUUUUAUUGAAGAUGUUGCCAAAAAAUUUAGAUUACAUGAUGGUCCCCUCGAUGCACAAAAGGAAAUCCUACUUCAAACCGUCGGAAUAGAAGACCAUCAUAUAUGCAAUCGUCACCGUGCAACUAAUUUGAUACAAAGUAGGCUACGUCGUGAAAGGGCCCUUCUUAUUCUUGAUAAUGUAGAUCGAGUUGAACAAUUGGAAAAAAUAGGUGUGCAUCGUGAAUGUUUAGGCGUAGGUAGUAGAAUUAUUAUCAUUUCUAGAGAUGAGCAUAUAUUGGAAGAGUAUGGAGUGGAUGUAGUCUACAAAGUUCCACUCUUGGAUUGGAAUGAAGCUCACAUGUUAUUUUGUCGAAAAGCUUUCAAAGAAGAGAAAAUUAUUAUGAGAAAUUAUGAAAGUUUGGUAUAUGAGAUACUGGAUUAUGCUAAUGGUCUACCGUUAGCAAUUAAAGUAUUGGGCUCAUUUUUGUUUGGUCGUAAUGUGACGGAAUGGAAGAGUGCAUUGACUAGAUUAAGAGAAAGUCCAGAUAAUGAUGUCAUGGAUGUGCUGCAGUUAAGUUUUGAUGGUCUAAAGGAGACUGAAAAAGAAAUAUUUCUUGAUAUUGCUUGUUUUUUCAACCGCAAAUCGGAAAAAUAUGCUAAAAACAUUCUAAAUUGUUGUAGAUUUCAUGCUGAUAUUGGAUUAAGAGUUCUUAUUGAUAAAUCACUUAUGAACAUUAAUGGUCAAAAUCUUGAAAUGCAUUCUUUGUUGGAAGAGCUAGGCAGAAAAAUUGUGCAAAAUAGUUCAAGCAAAGAGCCAAGAAAAUGGAGCAGGUUGUGGUCCACAGAACAACUCUACAAUGUUAUGUUGGAGAAUAUGGAAAAGCAUGUUAAAGCCUUAGUUUUGAAUGAUGAAGAGGUUGGAUUGAAUGUUGAACACUUGUCAAAAAUGAGUAAUCUUAGAUUGCUCAUCAUCAUGUGGGGUGUGAAUAUCUCCGGAAGCCUAUUGAGUCUUUCAAACAAAUUAAGAUAUGUUCAGUGGACUGGAUAUCCUUUCAAAUAUUUGCCAUCAAAUUUUCACCCCAAUGAACUUGUAGAAUUGAUCUUGCAUAGUAGCAACAUUAAACAACUAUGGAGAAAGAAGAAGUAUCUUCCCAAUUUGAGGGGAUUGGAUCUACGAUACUCCAAAAAACUAGUAAAGAUAGUAGAUUUCGGAGAGUUCCCGAAUCUUGAGUGGUUAAAUUUGGAAGGAUGUAUCAGCCUUUUGGAGUUGGAUCCAUCUAUUGGACUUCUAAGAAACCUUGUUUACUUGAAUUUAAAAGAUUGCAAAAAUCUUGUAAGCAUACCCAACAACAUAUUCGGUCUAAGCUCUCUUAAAUAUCUAUAUAUGUGGAACUGUCACAAAGCGUUUACCAAUCAAAGGGAUUUGAAGAACCCGGAUAUAAGUGAAAGUGCAUCACAUUCUCGAUCAUAUGUGUUGUCAUCCUUGCAUAGCUUAUAUUGUUUGCGUGAAGUUAACAUUAGCUUUUGCCGUCUAAGCCAAGUGUCAUAUGCAAUUGAAUGUUUAUAUUGGCUAGAAAUAUUAAACUUAGGGGGAAACAAUUUUGUGACACUACCUAGCCUGAGAAAGCUGUCCAAACUUGUAUAUUUAAAUUUGGAGCAUUGCAAGUUGUUGGAAUCUUUGCCUCAACUUCCUUUUCCUACCAAUAUUGGGGAGGAUCAUCGUGAGAACAACAACAAGUUUCAUGACCUUUUUACUAGAAAAGUUACACAAUUGGUCAUUUUCAACUGUCCAAAAUUAGGUGAAAGGGAACGUUGCAGUAGCAUGGCAUUUUCAUGGAUGAUACAAUUCAUCCAGGCAUACCAACACUUUUACCCUGCGUCCUUAUUUGAAGGGAUUCAUAUUGUUACUCCAGGAAGUGAAAUACCAAGUUGGAUUAAUAAUCAGAGCGUGGGUAGUUCAAUACCAAUAGACAGAUCUCCUAUUAUGCAUGACAAUAACAAUAAUAUCAUUGGCUUUGUAUGUUGUGCAGUGUUUUCCGUGGCACCUAAUCAAGAGAUCCUUCCGUGGAUAGCCGAUAUAAAAUUGGUUAUUGAUUCUCUUUCUUCCUUUAGUGUUCCAGUAAUUCUUAAGAGAUAUCUUAUUACGACCAAAUCAAGUCAUCUAUGGAUAAUCUACCUCUCUAGAGAGUCCUAUGAUAAAUUUGAAAAAAUCAGUUGUUACAUUGUUGGGGGUGAAGAUUUGGGUAUGGAGGUGAACAGUUGUGGAUAUCGUUGGGUAUGUAAACAAGACCUACAAGAGUUCAAUUUAACAAUGAUGAAUCACAAAAUAUCCUUGGCUCCGAAGUGUAAGAUUAUGGCAAUUGAACAACCAGAACAAGAAGGUCAUGAAGAGUCUCAACCUGACACGUUUGGAUUUGUAAAAUGUAACAGAAGAAGUGCAGGAGGAACAAACUUCCCCAGGUUUCAAUUUAUUAUACCAAAGAAAGCGAUCAAGUUGAAGAGAAAUAAAUCUCGAACCUCCAUAUCAGCCACAGAAACAGAAGUAUCCGCGGAGGCACCGGAUUCACCUGUUGCAGAUGAAGUUUCUACUGAAUCUCAACAGAAAAAAAUCUCGAACCUCCAUAUCAUUGGUCGAUUCAUUGGUCGGUUCCUCAGCAACUGUUGCCAACAAGGUAACACGGAUACGGACACGGACACCGUAGAUUCAGAUGCUGAAAGUUUGGUUUCUCAGGAAGAUUCAGAUGCUGUAAUUUCAAUUAUUGAAGAAGCUAUUCAGACAGAUAUUGCAACAUGCAAUGUCGAAACUGACUUACCAGUUGGUCGGUUCCUCGACAACUGUUGCCAACAAGGUAGCACGGAUACGGACACGGACAUCAGAUACGACACAGACACUGUAAACUCAGAUGCUGAAAGUUUAGUUUCUGAAGAAGACUUGGAUGCUGUAAACAAUUACCUCAAAUGCACCAGCUCCUCAAGAAGGAGAAGGUGACAAUGAUAGAGCUGUUCCAGAGAACAAUGAGAUCGGUGCUAGUUUGACAGGACAAAGUGGUGAUUUGUCUUCUGAGAGAAUCUUGAAUAAAGAUGUAAAAGAAGAAAACGAUCAAGUUCCCUCUCCUGAAAGUCCUGCACCUGAAGAAGUGCCAGAACAAACACCAGUAGCAUCACAAGUUGAAGAAGUUGCAAUUGCAUUAAAAAAAAAGAAGUGUAUCUAACUCUAACAGACAAACUGGCAUUACAACUUUAGAUGAAGUCCUGAGCAAAGCAACUAUAUCACCAGCACUUGUGAAGCAACUUCGGGACGAAACAGGAGCUGGAAUGAUUUGGACUGCAAAAAUGCUCUAUCAGAGAGUGAAGGUGACAUUAUCAAAUCACAGGAACUCCUUAGGAAAAUAGGCUUAGCGAGUGCAGACAAGAAAGCAUCCAGAGCAACUGCCGAAGGAAGGAUCGUUCUUGAUCUUGUUGGUUCUUUUGUUUAAAACGUCACCAAUGUAGGAUCAUACUUCAUUUUUAAUGUAUGUUCCCAAAAGUCUAGCCGACCAUUUUAAAAGGAAAUCAACGGUACUGGUCUCAGCCUUUUUGGUUAAGCAACUGCGAGAAGAAACCGGUGCAGGGAUGAUGGACUGUAAGAAAGCUCGUGCCGAAACAGAAGGUGAUCUUGAAAAGCCGCAAGCAUAUCUCAUCAAAAAGGGUCUCUCAUCCGCUGAUAAGAAAUCCGGGAGACUAGCAGAAGAAGGAAGAAUCGGUACAUAUCACUCGCGAUUCACACAUUGGUGUUCUAAUUGAAGUGAACGGUGAAACCGACUUUGUUGGCAGAAGUGAGAAAUUUAAGGAGUUGGUUGACGAUCUUGCAAUGCAAGUAGCUUUUUGGUCCACAGGUUCAGUUUGUUACGAAGGAAAUCUUUCUCUUCUAGAGAAGCCUUUCAUUAAGGAUGACAGUGUUUCAGUGAAAAACUUGGUGAGGCGAAGUAUAGCUGGCAUUUGCGAGACCAUUAAAGUGUGGCGUUUUCCAGACCAUCGACCUAUCUCAGAAUUCUUACAAAAUAUUUCUAAUUGUUGAAUGUCUGUUCUGCCCCCCCCCCCCCCUUUGGAUUGCAGCAACUAUAUUACCAGCAUUUGUAAGGCAACUUCGCGACGAAACAGGAGCUGGAAUGAUGGAGUGCAAAAAUCCUCUAUCGGAGAGUGAAGGUAUCACUUGAUCUUUCACAGUUAAACGGGUCUGGAAGCUCUUUGACAUGGAAAGGAAUAGAAAAACCAGGAACAUUUACCAUUUCAUAACUUGAUCCUAAGAACUGAGUAGAUGCAGCAUCAUCGAGGUUUGGAAGAGUGAGAAAGAAAGAGAAUAAAACAGCUCCUGAAGAAAAGAAAAGGUAAGACAAAAGGUUGAAAUGUUUAGCUACAUCGUGUGCAUCGGUUGAAAACAUGCUGCAAACUAAAGCAACAAGGUUCAAGAUUAUGUGGAAGGUCUUCAAUGUUGACUUGGGGAAGAACAGUGAAGUUCAUGUUUGGUGGAAGUGUGUUCAAGAUUGAUUGCAUGGAAGGAGUUAGUGGACCAAGUGUGGGAAUGAGGAAUGUGAUAUGGUACUCAUUGUGAUGUUGGAGUAAUAGUUUUGCAAACUCAACUUGUGGAAUCAAAUGGCUCAAUCCAGGUGAAGGAACCAUAGCAAUGCAUGUUUUGUUCUCCAUGAUAUGUAAUUCAAUUUGAGAUGGCAAAUGAAAAACAAGAUAUCUUUGUAAGAUGGAUAUCUCUUGAAGAUGGUUUUAUAACAAUUUUUUUUUUUUGCCUAGAACUCUUCAAUUUGUUGACGAAAAUGCUCCGGUGGUAAUCUGGAGUACAGUCGGAAGAUAAAUAAUGUCCGAGUAGAAAUUGCUUUAUGUAGAUUUUCAAAGUUGGGUCCAACCAAAAGACAUUAACCAUUAGAGUGUACCAAUUAUACAAGAAUGUUUAAAAGUAUAGCAACGCAAUGCCUUUCAAGAAUAUUUUAAGGAACAUAAUUGAGCUUUUUGUGACAAGUGAUGUAAGCUCUUGCGUAUGUGAUUGUUUCUAUAAGGAAAAAAAUAAAAAAACUAUCUACUUUGAAUGCUCAAUGGUAACUUAGGAACAUGUAAUAAUGGAUGGACUUUUCCUCAUGACUAAUCAUCCACUAUUAAUACCAAAUCCUUCUUUUUUUUA
Molecule: messenger RNA, 6094 nt
Organism: Medicago truncatula (barrel medic)
Lineage: Eukaryota; Viridiplantae; Streptophyta; Magnoliopsida; Fabales; Fabaceae
Product: disease resistance protein RUN1
Exons: 12
Coding region: 200-3913 (1237 amino acids)
Biological process (GO): signal transduction; defense response
Molecular function (GO): ADP binding; protein binding
Source: RefSeq, a predicted model, not a curated record